AUGCAAAAAAAACACAUGGCCCCAGAAACUUCGAACUGCUCUGGUGAGUACUCGCUUAGCACAGCGCCCCCAGCCCCGAUCGUCGAUACGUCUGUGUGUGCUGCCCCGCAGGAAAGCUCCCCCGGGGAGGGCAAAAGCCCACUUGAAAAUAUAUUUUCAGCCUUUAGUUUUUGCCCUGUGAAGGGGUGCCCUUUGAACUUUGCCUCCACGCAUGCGAUAUGCAUAUACUCGAACAUUCUUUUCUGCUUGGGGGCAAAGCACGCGGGCUCUCCCUCUUCGGAGUGCAGCCUGCCAUUUCGCGAAAUAUGCAACUUUGAGCGCGCAGUGCUUCUUGCUGUGCAAAUAGACCGGACGUUUAAGCCGGCGCCUGUGGGGAGGCUGGACUUGAACUGCGAGCAGGACAUUGAGUCUCUGGCUUUCAAAAUCUACGAGCAAAUGCCAGAGUCCCGCCGGAGGGCGAUGGGCCCUGGAGAUUACUACUGCAUUCUGGACAUGCUCCACUGCCGGGGCGAGUUUGAGCGGUUUUUUGGCGUGUAUGACGAGUGCAGCUGCCCAAACCUGGGCGUGUACAAGCUUGCCCUGGUUGCCUCUCUGCAUGCAGAUAACGGCAAGGAGAUGCGCAUAUUCUUGCGCCUGAAAAAUGCGCUGGGCCUGAAAAAAGACGUUGACCCAAGCAGGCCUGCCCCGAAGAUCGACAAGAAGUAUGCGAAGCUUGUGGAGGAGGCGGCAGAGGGCGGGGAUCUUCCUGCGUGCUCUGCAAGCGAUGCUGUGACGCUUUUCUACACCGUCAGGGCCUGGUACAUGGGAAAGUACAAGGAGUUCCACUGGACUGCGUACAUGAACAAAUGGUACGUGAGCAAAAGCACGGAGGGGGCGUCCGAGGCUAUGCUGGACAAGUGCAUUCGGUUCAAAAAGUACGAGGAGGGCUGGUGCAUCUACAAGGAGACGGCGCUGGAGAAAAUCACGCCGCUCCGGCUGCUGCGCCUCUCCAACCGGGCGCUCUUUCUAAUCAUGCAGGCCAUAAACAACAGCAACGCCAACAUGUGGGCGGAAAGGUAUUUGGAAGUUGCCACUGUGAUUUCGCGCCUUAAUAUCACCGACCGUGUGAAGAUACACAGCACUUUCGCCGUGCUUUUAAACCUUAAAAACUACAACAAAAUGUCGUACCUUGCAUGCCUCGUUCUGAAGCAGUAUCCAGACCCCCUCCUGAACAACAACGCGUCCAUCUGCAUGAUAUUUGGAGUUAUUUAUGAGAUGUUCAAAAAGUACGAGUACAUAUUCGCGGACAAAAGCCCCGUGACCCACUUGGAGAAUAAUCCCCUCACAGAAAUAGAGAGAACCCUCAACAAAAACGACGUCCUGCUCCCAGAGCUGGCCGUGGAGGCGUGCCUCAUAUACAGAAAGUGGCGGAAGAGCCACAGCAGAGGCGUCUUUUUUUCGCUCUUUUGGGGGAGAUCCCACGACUCCAUGUGCGUGUACAACUCAGUGCUGCAAAUUGCUAUUAUUGUCAAGGCACGGGAGGAGAUCUUGUCCAUAUGCAGCGACAUGUGGAACGACAGCAUCCCCGUUACUGAAGACGUGUCUAGCUCUCUCGUAUAUAUUCACAGAGUGUUCACAGAGUGCGCCUGCAGCGAGUCUGAGAAUGCGUGCACCCGCCCGUAUCUAAUGCAUGUGCUUUCUCUUUUGGAGGCAGCGCCCAGCAGAUAA
Messenger RNA from Nematocida major, 1707 nucleotides. RefSeq lists its product as uncharacterized. The record is from RefSeq and is a predicted model, not a curated record. The coding region runs from base 1 to 1707 and encodes 568 amino acids. Lineage: Eukaryota; Fungi; Microsporidia. The transcript has a single exon.